This is a messenger RNA of Candoia aspera, 1471 nucleotides long. It is a transcript of the gene HOXC8, whose product is annotated as homeobox C8. Gene Ontology annotation, molecular function: RNA polymerase II transcription regulatory region sequence-specific DNA binding; DNA-binding transcription factor activity, RNA polymerase II-specific. NCBI's taxonomy places the organism in Eukaryota, Metazoa, Chordata, Lepidosauria, Squamata, Candoiidae. Gene Ontology annotation, cellular component: nucleus. Gene Ontology annotation, biological process: regulation of transcription by RNA polymerase II. Bases 440 to 1168 code for a protein of 242 amino acids. The record is from RefSeq and is a predicted model, not a curated record. The transcript has 2 exons.
GCUGCUUCCUUUACCUCCCCGUCACCUCGCCACGAACCCCGCGAUUUCCCCUUGUCAGUUUCUUCCUAGCCUGUCUUGGCGGGGUGGAUUGAUGAAUCCAGAUCGCGUGUGAGAGCCUCACCACCGGGAGUUUGAGGAAUUUGCCUCUGGUGUGCAGGGGAAGGGAACAAGUAAGAGAAACUGAGCGAGAGCUCUACCUAUCGACGGAUAUAAGAGAAGUCAAGAGCGUUAGCCAUAAGCAGCCAUACCCACUCAGGCACUAUGAAACGUCUUUGAGAGAGCGCAUUAAAAAAAAAAAAAAAACACCAGCAGCCACUAACCAGGACUUUGCGGAGUCCAGGGAGAGGGGAGAACGAGAGUCCUUAGCACUGAUCUCUUAUAGAAUUAAAGACUUUUUUUUAAGGUUGGCUUCUUUCUUUCUUUUCAUGCGAGAGCUACCAUGAGCUCCUACUUUGUAAAUCCUCUUUUUUCCAAGUACAAAGGCGGCGAGUCCCUGGAACCAACUUACUACGACUGCAGAUUUCCACAAAGUGUGAGCAGAAGCCAUGCGCUCGUGUACGGUCCGGGCACCACGGCUCCCAGCUUCCAACACCCUUCACACCACGUCCAGGAGUUCUUCCAUCACGGAACCUCCAGUAUCUCGAACUCUGGAUACCAGCAAAAUCCCUGCGCCCUGGCGUGCCACGGAGACGCGUCCAAAUUCUAUGGAUACGAAGCCCUACCAAGACAGUCGCUUUAUGGUGCCCAGCAAGAGACGGCCGUGGUUCAAUAUCCUGACUGUAAAUCCUCUUCCAACAGUAACUCUAGCGAGGGACAAGGGCAUUUAAAUCAAAAUUCUUCUCCCAGUCUCAUGUUCCCAUGGAUGAGACCGCACGCUCCCGGAAGGCGCAGUGGCAGGCAGACUUACAGCCGAUAUCAAACCUUGGAGCUAGAGAAAGAAUUCCUCUUCAACCCCUAUUUGACACGGAAGCGGCGCAUUGAGGUCUCUCACGCCCUCGGACUGACAGAGAGACAAGUCAAGAUCUGGUUCCAGAACCGGAGGAUGAAAUGGAAGAAAGAAAACAACAAGGAUAAGCUACCCGGAGCAAGGGACGAGGAGAAGACAGAGGAGGAAACCAACGAGGAAGAGGAAAAAGAAGACGAGGAAAAAGAAGAAAGCAAGGACUGACGUCUCCUUGAAGUCCUCGUUUUAUGGCAGAUGAUAAAUCGAGAUGUUUACGACGGUCAUUCGCUUUUAUAGAGUAUAGAAUGGAGAGACUCACACACAACAGUAACUACCUGUCAAACAGUUGUAGCCCCCCCUUUUUUAUUAUCAUAGUACUUCCCCUACUCUCCCCCCAUAGCAGUGGAUAUUUCUUUAUUUUAUUAUUCACUCUAAUUUUUCUUCCAGUAAAAUAAAUAUAGAACUGGAUUGAUCGCAACCACAUUGAAACCCAGUGUUAUCUCUCUGACUACCAUUUACCCCUACCCC